CAAAACUGCAUGAAUAUCCAUAGUUAAUCAAGAAGAAUGUUUUCCAGACUACACUUGAUGUCUCUUAAAAUGGUUCAAGUUGCUCUGUCAGUUCUGCUGCUUACAGGUGUAUUGGGAGCACCGUUUGUGUCUGAAGAAGAAGCAAAUGAGUUUAUACGACUUAAAAGACAAACACCAUAUUCUCAGAAUUAUUGGGAUCCAAGCAACAGCCAGAAUGCAUGGGGUUACUCUCUGGCUGAACAGGUUAGUGAAUUAUGGACGGCUUUGAGAACCAAAACACAAUACUACAUGGACUUGGGAUCUUUUGCCUUUGAUCCUGCCACUGCGCGGGACCACAUUAGGUCUUACAUGAAUAUGUUACAGCAAUCUGGGGCUCACCUCCAGCAGCAGAUAAGAAAACACAACUAAAUCUAAGAAGUUUCAUGUAUCUGCCAAUGUACUGUAUGGGGGGAUCUUUAUCCAGGAGUUACACUUUUAGCUAUUUGCCACAACCACAUUUACUUUGUCCUGUACCUUAUUAAGACAUCUAAAGCUGGAACACACACAGUAGCCCCACAAAGUCAAUAGUUUGUAUUCAUCAAGUAAAAAAUGUAAUGUUAAAUCAUGCUAAAUUGAACAAAAUGUGAAGAUGACACAGCACCCAUAGUGUUUUUUAGUAGGACAGGUUAAAAAAUUGUUGUUUUUUUCUUUUCUUUUUUGACUAAAUGGAUUCCCCCUCUUCCCACUCCCACAAAAUAGUCCAUUUAAAUAAAUGUUGCAGUUCUGGCAAGUGAAAACUGGAUGUUUUUCACUUCUUUAACUAAAGACUUUGGCAUUUUUAGUUACUGAAAACUGAAAUUUUGGGGUUCAAUUUUUUUUGCUAAACCCAAAUUUCAAAGGAAAUUUUUAAAAAGAAACACUCUCUCCCUCCUCCUUUCGGUGGGGGUGUGUGUAUGAGGGUAGUGAAAAUCACGUCAGCUCUAGUUUUCACUGUAGGAAGCAAGAACUUUUAAUAUUGUGACCAAUACAUUAGGUGAUUUAGAAUACUGUUUCCACUUCACUACCUCCCAAACUUUGCUUUCAGCAUUGAAAGUGUUGGUCUUGAGCUCUAACGUCCAAAAUGGUUGAAGUCCUGAUGACCUGAGCAAGCUGCUCUCUCCUUACAGCACAUCAAUUGUCAUCAGUGAAGACACUUAUUGGAAGCACCCUGUUUAACAUGGACUAGUGACAAGGCAUUUUCCAUCACAGGUCUCAAAUUCUCUCUUCAUUCGAUCAUUCAAAAAUACUUGACUAUCAGGACACGUAUUGUCUCAGGCUUUUUGGCUGCAGGCCUCUCGAAGAAUAGCAUAGGUGAAGGAGGGUGGUUUUAUUGUGAUACUUUAGUUUUCCUCCUUGGAUUAAUAAAGUAGAUCAUAUGUAUUGGGGAUUUUCCUAUAGGUACAAGUACCCAGAGCUACUGUGAAGUGAUUGCAAACUCUAAAGAAAACAUUAAAUCUUUUGAAGCUGAAAGACUGUUUUAGCAUUUCUGCAUUUCCUAUUGCAUUACUGUCUGAGUCAUAUUUUUUUUUAAUGUAAAACUAAUUAUAAACUGCUUCUGUUUUCCCACUGGAAGAUCUUGAUCUUCUCAGUUGGACAUAUUUUAUUAGACUGGAACUGAAAACACACAUCUGAUUCUUUUAUCACUUACAAUACCAUGACUUAAUUCAUACUAUUAAUCAUCAGUACAACAUUUCAUCCAUUCUAAUGAAAAGGCCAAGAAAUAAACACCAGUAGAGAAAAACCAAAGAACAAUUACAUUCAUUAGUCUCUCAUAGGUGAUCUGGUUAUUGUAUGCUUUCUCUCCUGCCUCCUCCUCUUGGCCACUGAUCUAGGCAGUAGCCCCCAGAACUGUUGACUUGAUGGGCCAGUGGGGGUAACUAUUUCGGCCCACUACCAUCCAUGCUUUCUUCAGUAACAAAGGUAGGCAUUAAAACAACAACUGAAGUUCUUUAGUUCCUAACACAUGGCAGGAGUCUCAGGGUAAGCACAGUCUUUGCAUUUAAGGCUAGGAUAGUCACCUAGGGUUGGUAGGUGUUAUAUGGCCACAACUAUGAGAAUAUGUUGGGGGGGAAAAGUCUCUCCCAAGCCACGCUAAGGCAGUCAUGCAUAAAUUCAAUUUCAACACAAAUGGAAUUGAUAGCUGAACUUGACUUUUUGCUUCUACAUGGUCAUGAACUACAUACAGCAGGCUUCAUUUUCAUGCAUUUAUUUUACAUAUACCAUUCAGUGUCCCUAUCUUGAUCCAAAAUGUCUGUGACAAGAUACUCAUUUAAAGAAUAUAUCUCAUGCUAUUAACCACAAUGACAGUGACAGCAAGAGUGAACUAUAUUUAAAGCAAUUUAAUAGUGGCUGGUUAAAUAUACUAGUCGGGGUAUUGCCAGAACCACUCCAAUUAGAGACAAAAAUAAGUUUAGCAAUUACAUCACAAAUUGGAAGUGUCUAGGCUGGCAGCUCAAAUAAAAAGAUGUAAUUAUCUACAUUUGAAAUAUGUUCAUCCAUCAUGAAGAGAAACUGGCAUUCUUCGUGUACAAUUAGAAUCUUGAAAACAAAUUACAGUAAUUACUUCCCUCAGAUUAUGGAAGACAUCUCUAUUUCAACAACAUACAGUGAAAUAGAGAGUAGCUUGCAUAGGGAGAUCUAUCAUGAAGAACUAGCUGGUGCAAAAAGGGGUUGUGGUGUGGUGAUGCAAUAGGUGUCACUCUUCCCUUUGGGUCAAGGCUAAAUCAGUGUACCACCAUGGUGUUAGAAGGGCCCUGUGCUGCUAGAUGAGCCAUUUUUCAGAUAAUAGCAAAAAUAUUUACUUAACUUGAACUUUCGCUCUCAAUGUAUUUCCUUUACAGAUCCACACAGAGAUUAGGUUUUAUGUCAAGCAAUUAGCUGUAGAAGGAGUCUGAAUGUGCUCCUUAUUUCAGCAUUCCAGAACCAAGGACAUACCUGAUUCCUUCCCUAAUAUGAAUUACAAGAAACCCAUCCUGGAGACACACUUCCUAUUCAGCCACUUACUUCUGGCUCGGAGACAGGAUUUCAUUGAUGAUCUCACUCCAGUUGCCAGUAGUCCCGACUCUGGCAGUCUCAGCAAAGGUCGAAUGAGCAUGUGAGCUUCCCUCCUAACCCAUACAUCUGAUCUCUCCAAAUCAUGACUGGCCAGGGUGGCCAGACAGCAAGUGUGAAAAAUCGGGACGGGGUGGGGGGUAAUAGGAGCCUAUAUAAGAAAAAGACCCCAAAAUCGUGACUGUCCCUAUAAAAUCGGGACAUCUGUUCACCCUAUGACUGGCUUUGUGGACAGCCAAUUAGUGGGAUCUAGCAUAAGGAAGGCUACAAUUGUGCUUGCUAUUGCUGUCAAUAUUACAGUACCAACUAACGCCCGAUCUGUUGCAAUGCCUUGUACAGUGUAAGAGUCACACAGCUUAUAAUAUAAUUUAUAAACAUGAGUGUGACACAUAAACGAUCUGAGAGAACAGGAUGAGAUUGAACAGUGAUAGGAAAAAGGAGAUUGUGCACAUUGGUAGUCUAUUAGCUGGUUUCUAUUGGUAACCAUUGCCAUGUAAAUUAUUGAAAUUGCCACUUGCUGUUCUAGAACAAAAAUGUAUAAU
This is a messenger RNA of Terrapene triunguis (Three-toed box turtle), 3611 nucleotides long. RefSeq names its product chromosome unknown C3orf85 homolog (gene CUNH3orf85). NCBI's taxonomy places the organism in Eukaryota, Metazoa, Chordata, Testudines, Emydidae. Bases 37 to 408 code for a protein of 123 amino acids. The record is from RefSeq and is a predicted model, not a curated record. The transcript has 4 exons.